This is a messenger RNA of Medicago truncatula (barrel medic), 1204 nucleotides long. Its product is annotated as ethylene-responsive transcription factor ERF086. NCBI's taxonomy places the organism in Eukaryota, Viridiplantae, Streptophyta, Magnoliopsida, Fabales, Fabaceae. The record is from RefSeq and is a predicted model, not a curated record. Gene Ontology annotation, molecular function: DNA binding; DNA-binding transcription factor activity. Bases 168 to 1190 code for a protein of 340 amino acids. The transcript has a single exon. Gene Ontology annotation, biological process: regulation of DNA-templated transcription.
AGAAAAUGUCUUUUUCCUUCUCUCCAUGAUAAGUCACUGUCUUUAAAAGACCCCUCAAAAACCAAACUUCUUCAUUCUCCAUCCAUCAUCACAAGUCAUAACAUAACCAUUCUUACCUUCUGCAGCCUCAUUAUUCAAUCCAUAUUUUCUUUGCCAUUUUCUCAGCCAUGUCAACCUCUAAAAAGAUCACAUCAGAUUCAUCUUUCAAAGGAUAUCAUGAAACAAAUCAAACACAAAUGUGUCUGUCUCUACUUCAAAGAAACACAAACACAUCACCUAGUGGUGAAAAAAGAGGAAGAAGGAAACAAUCAGAACCAGGAAGGUUUCUUGGUGUUAGGAGAAGACCUUGGGGUAGAUAUGCUGCUGAAAUUAGAGACCCUACAACUAAAGAAAGACAUUGGCUUGGUACUUUUGAUACUGCUCAAGAAGCUGCUCUUGCUUAUGAUAGAGCUGCUAUUUCCAUGAAAGGAAAUCAAGCUAGAACUAAUUUCAUUUACUCUGAUACUAUCAAUUUUCACACACUUGUUUCUUCUCCUAUGGAUCUUCAAACUCUCUUACCAGCUUCACAGUUACUCACUAACACUCAAACCAAUCAAAAUACUACUCUUUCUCACCUUAACACUGCACACACUAGUAAAAAUGAUCAAAACCUUUCCUCAUUCAACAAUGACAUGAUCAUGAGUACUUUUGAUCAUGAAAAAACAACAUCUUAUGCAUCAACUCAUGAUGAUAAUUUCUUCUUUUCCAAUGACACUAAUAACUCUGGCUAUUUAGAAUGCAUUGUACCUGAUAACUGUUUCAGACCUGCUUCAAACACAAGAAAAAGCAAUGUAAGUGCUUCAAGUGAUGAAAAAGUUGAUAACAAUGCAGAAAGAAACAAAAUUUCAAUGGAGGGUCAAUCACAUUUUGGUAUGACUUCAUUCUCUCAAGAAAUGCCUAACUUUUCAGAGUUUUCUUAUAGUCCAAGUGAAAUCUGCAGUCAAGGUUUCUUGGAUUGGAAUUCUAACGAACUUUCAGCUAUAUUUAACAACAAACCAUUAAGAGUUGAAGAUGAAUGCAUGGAUACAUUAAUGUAUCCUAAUUAUCCCAUCAUUGAAAAUCUAAGCACAAACUAUGUGAUGAUGAAUGAUCAAGCUGCUUCUUCAUCAAACUAUUCUCCAUCGCUUGAAUUUGGUUACCCUCUCUUUUAAGCUAUUUAUAUAUG